This is a messenger RNA of Xenia sp. Carnegie-2017, 1277 nucleotides long. Its product is annotated as integrin-linked kinase-associated serine/threonine phosphatase 2C-like. The transcript is spliced from 12 exons. Lineage: Eukaryota; Metazoa; Cnidaria; Anthozoa; Malacalcyonacea; Xeniidae. Gene Ontology annotation, biological process: protein dephosphorylation. The coding region runs from base 173 to 1231 and encodes 352 amino acids. The record is from RefSeq and is a predicted model, not a curated record. Gene Ontology annotation, molecular function: cation binding; protein serine/threonine phosphatase activity.
GCGGUCCCUUUCAAAACGACAUGAGUUCGACCGUCAAUGAUAAUGACUAUAAAUAUCAUUUGCUGAAAAAUAAGAAAAAGGUUAUUUGUUUUUGUAUAAAUUAUGGACUGUUGUGAAUCGAAGAAAUAAUUCAACGGUGGUGUAGUAAACAUUUCUUGUUUUAAAUUCAAAUAUGGACUUGUUUGAAGAUUUACCUCCCCCAGACUCAAAAAUCGCAAAUGAAGAUAGCAGCCUUUUUGGUAAUCUUCCAGAGCUCAAAGCGGUAAAGCGAAAAUCAGAAAGUGAAGAUGAAAACCAACCUAGUCAAAAGCGUAAAUUACAUGGCAAUGUGAAAUUUCAGCUAAAAGGUUUUGUAACAGAAAGAAUGGGUGAAAGAGAGGACAUGCAAGAUGCUCAUGUUGUCUUAGAUGAUUUCACAACAGAAUUUAAAGAUCUUGAUAUACCAUCUGAUAUUUCCAGACUUGCUUACUACGCAAUAUUUGAUGGACAUGCUGGUGCAGAAGCAGCCAAAUUUGCAGCAAAUAAUUUACACAAGAAUAUUGUUCAAAAAUUUCCAAAAGGAGACGUUGUGAAUAAAGAUAAAGAAAUUAAGCGGUGUUUGAUAGACGCGUAUCGUAAAACGGACGAAGAAUUUUUGCAGGAAGCAAGCAAACAGAACCCAGUAUUAAAAGAUGGUUCCACAGCUGUUUCAAUAUUGGUGAUCAAUGAUAUUCUUUACGUGGCAAACCUGGGAGAUAGUAAGGCAUUGCUUUGUCGAAGUUCAGAAGAAGGAAAACACAGCGUUCUUUCUCUGACAAAAGAUCACUCCCCAACACAGUAUGAAGAACGACUUCGCAUCCAAAAGGCUGGUGGAAAUGUGCGAGAUGGACGAGUGCUUGGUAUUCUUGAGGUCUCGCGUUCUUUUGGCGAUGGUCGUUUUAAGGGAUGUGGUGUUAUAGCCACGCCUGAUGUUUUGAGAUGUUCUCUCACAGAAAAAGACAAGUUUUUGUUAUUGGCAUGUGAUGGAUUGUGGAAAGGUUUUGAAGUGGACGAAGCUUUGAAGUACAUCAAUAAUAUUUUAGAGAAAGAAAUGCCAAAAGUUCCAAACGCAACAUCUGAAGAGGAAGAAGAAACAAAUGUUUUUGAAAUUGCGUGCAGUCGUAUUGCUGGUGAUGCCAUAAGGAAAGGAAGUUCAGACAACGUCACUGUUAUGUUGGUGGAAAUAAAAAGCAAAUCGAAGGAGUUAAUAUAGAGAACAAAUACUUUGAAUAAAAUCUUCUAAAUUUUAAACAAAAAAA